AUGGACUGGUUAACCCAAUACGAGACUUACAUCAGGAAGCGGUUGGAACUGGCUCAAGACCGAGUGACUCUGGCUCAGGAACUUGUAGUUGCUCUCAAUCACGAGUUGCGCGAUAUUCUCCGGGCACAAAACCUACAAGGAGCCCAGUCUCAUACCGAGGAAGAGAUUGAGCAGUACAGCCUAGCGGUAGAACGUCCCGACUUUUUCCCUAGCAAGGCUUAUCUCCUGAUAGACCCCAUCGACUGUCAAGUCAUAACCUCGACACUGGACCCCAGAUUCGAUCAAGUCAGAGGAUCUCCCGUGGGCGUUAGAGGCUUCUAUGAGACCUUUCUCCGCACAGUGUUUUUAUCUCCAUGGCAAUAUCCCAUCCGGUAUUUCACUCUUCGUCACCCGAAAGCUGCCACCUGUCCGAUAAAGCUGCAGUGUGAGAACUGGCUGCUAGUAGAGGAGAACAUAUUGCAAACUAGAGGGAGAUGGGACAUCGAUAUUCGAUAUACCGCUAUACGUGCUGAUUUUGUCGCUGGCGGAUACAGUGGUGUCAACAUGUUCGAUGACAAAGUUGAGUCGGAUAGGAUCAGCACUUUAACUUGUCGGAUCUUUAAUUAUUUGCAGCUAGGCUUUAGUGCCGUUGAGCAAAGAGGGUAUCAAGUGCUUGACUGGCAUAUGUAUGAGCCUGACAACGCGGGAUAUGGCGGGGACGAGAUUAAUCGACUAAAAUUGAUGGACCAGUUUGGUCCACGAAUUUUCGAGAAUCUGGAACAAGCAUAUACAUAA
Messenger RNA from Fusarium subglutinans, 774 nucleotides. RefSeq lists its product as uncharacterized. The transcript has a single exon. Lineage: Eukaryota; Fungi; Ascomycota; Sordariomycetes; Hypocreales; Nectriaceae. The record is from RefSeq and is a predicted model, not a curated record. Bases 1 to 774 code for a protein of 257 amino acids.